This is a messenger RNA of Drosophila mojavensis, 1912 nucleotides long. It is a transcript of the gene SmydA-8, whose product is annotated as SET domain-containing protein SmydA-8. Gene Ontology annotation, molecular function: protein binding. Lineage: Eukaryota; Metazoa; Arthropoda; Insecta; Diptera; Drosophilidae. The transcript has 2 exons. The record is from RefSeq and is a predicted model, not a curated record. The coding region runs from base 120 to 1319 and encodes 399 amino acids.
AGUAAGCGAUUCGAUCCGAUCGAUCCGUUUCGAUUCUUAUUCGAUUAUCCAAUCAGAGAGCAUUCGCUUUCCCAUUCCCAUUCGCAUUCGCAUUCGCAUUCACAUCCCCAUCCAAGUCCAUGGCGCAGAUGGAGCAGCAGCUGGAGCAGCAUGUGCCACAGAUGGCCAUCAGUGCCAGCACGCAGGAGCUGGCUGCCUUGAUCGAUGCCCAUUUGGGUGCACUGCGCUCGCCGUCGCCCGCCUGGCGUGUGGGCGACUCUCCCAUAUCGGGGCGUGGCGUGUUCGCCGCGCGCAACAUUGAGAAGGGCGAGGAGCUGUUCCGCGAGCACACGCUCCUGGUGGGACCCACCGCGCAUCGUGGCCGCAAUUUGCGCACCUGCAUCCACUGCUACCACCAGCCGCCGGGCGAGAGCGAGGAGUCGGCGCUCUGCAGCGCCGGCUGCGGCCUGCCCGUCUGUCCGGACUGUGCGCCCUCUGAGCGGCACGCCGUCGAGUGCCAGCUCUUCCGGAAAUGGCAGCCCAAGCACUUGAGCAUCAUUGAGCCGCGCGCCCUGCGCAUCCUCAGCGUGGUGCGCUGCUUCUUCCUCAGCGAGCCGCAGCGCCAGCUGCUCUACGCGAUGCAGGCGAACACCGACCGCUACUACAUGCGCGAGGUGCAGCGGGCCGCCGAGUGCUUCGAGCACUUUCCGCGCGAUCCGGACAUGCUCGAGUACUUCUAUCGCACGGUCUGCGCCUUCAAUACGAACGCCUUCGAGAGUCGCUGCCACAUCGAUGGCCAGGAGGUGGUCACGCGCGCCCUCUUCCCGCUGGCCGGGCUGCUCAACCACCAGUGCACGCCGAAUGCGGCGCACCACUUCGAGGAUGGCGAGACCAUCGUGGUCACGGCCACCGAGCGCAUCCCGGCGGGUGCCGAGAUCACCAUGUCCUACACGAAGCUCCUCUGGUCCACGCUCGCGCGCAAAAUCUUUCUCGGCAUGACGAAGCACUUCAUGUGCCAGUGUCCGCGCUGUCAGGAUCCCACGUUUUUGCGUUUAAUACUCUCUGAGGGCGUCGCUGUCGCAGUCGCUGCCUCGGCUGGCGCUGGCGUUGCUGCUGCUGCUGCUGCUGUUGCUGCCCAGCUGCUCGCCUGGUCUUGUCGCCAGUCGCCAAUCGCCAACACUCGCAACCGAACGUCGCGUCGCGUUGCCACGACGCGUUGUCAUCUCAGUGCUUUGCCUGCCUUGCGCUGCAACAUUCUGCCGAUCCUGGCCAGGCGCACCCACAGAGCCGGAGCGAGACACAGGGAUACUGUGUGCGUGCGUGUGUGUGUGUGUGUGUGAGAGAGAGUGAGAGCGACAGAUAGUGCGAGAGUGUGAGAGGGAGACAGGGGGAGCCAGAGAGAGCAUGGUGGAGCGCAUUAAUACAACGGCCGCCAUGGUCGCCCACAUGGCGCCCAGUCGCAGCACCACGCCGGACCAGCUGGCCCGCCUCAUCGACGUGCACCUGGGCGAGCUGCGCGAGGAGCUGCCCAACUGGACGCUGGCGCCAUCGCCCGUCGCCGGCCGUGGAGUGUUCGCCACCCGGGAUAUUGCCGCCGGCGAGCUAAUCUUCAGGGAGCGCGCCCUGGUCGUCGGGCCAACUGCGCGCAAGGGCUCCCAGCUGAACACAUGCGUCUGCUGCCAUCGGCUGCUGGGUGCCAAGCAGUUCCUCUGCCCGCAUCGCUGCACGCUGCCCGUGUGCGGCGAGUGCGCCGAUUCGGAGGCGCACCACAAUGAGUGCGCGCACUUUCAGCGCUGGCAGCCGAAGGAUCUGAGCGAGGAGUGCAAGGAGUUGUCGCCGACGGGCGAGCCAGUGGACGUGGUGAAUCCGCUUUCGCUGCGCAUCCUGACCGCCGUGCGCGUCUUCUACCUCAGCAAGGAGCAGCGCGCCCUGG